AUGUCUAUGAUUCUGAAUAGACGACAUGCAGCUACAGUCAUAACACUCAGCAUGGUAAAGACUAACAAAAAGAAAGGGCAGCCUACCUCUUUGAAGACUUCAGAGGGUACAGCAUUCACAUUUGAGAGUAGUGGGAAAUGUACGGGCAGUCAAUGCAAAGAAAUUUUGCGUAGUAUUAGUGCUCCCCUCGGCGGUACUGUCGAGCAAUUGAGACAGCGUGGUAUUCUACUAGCUGAUUUGCAUAAGGUGGGUUUGGGUAGUGUACCGGGGUUAAGUAUCGAUGAUGCCCGUGGAUAUUGUCGUCAAUUGGAGCUCACAAUGGCGUCCAAAAUCGAAAUGGUAGAACGCAUUGGGAGAGUACUACUGAACCCUAUAGAUCGAGAUACCCACGAUUUAAUCGUCGCUGCCAUAAUGUCUGACUAA
Messenger RNA from Sphaeroforma arctica JP610, 423 nucleotides. RefSeq lists its product as hypothetical. Bases 1 to 423 code for a protein of 140 amino acids. The record is from RefSeq and is a predicted model, not a curated record. The transcript has a single exon. Lineage: Eukaryota; Ichthyosporea; Ichthyophonida.